This is a messenger RNA of Megalopta genalis, 2315 nucleotides long. RefSeq names its product helix-loop-helix-leucine zipper transcription factor bigmax (gene bigmax). Gene Ontology annotation, cellular component: nucleus. Gene Ontology annotation, molecular function: RNA polymerase II cis-regulatory region sequence-specific DNA binding; protein dimerization activity; DNA-binding transcription factor activity, RNA polymerase II-specific. NCBI's taxonomy places the organism in Eukaryota, Metazoa, Arthropoda, Insecta, Hymenoptera, Halictidae. The record is from RefSeq and is a predicted model, not a curated record. Gene Ontology annotation, biological process: regulation of transcription by RNA polymerase II.
UCGAGAUGUCGACGAGCAUUCUCAACCUCACAGUUACACUUCUGUCGAAGAUGGCUGUGUCUACAUAACACAGUACAUAAUGGUAAUUACGGAUUAAUUUCGGAAUUGUUUGUUUAUCAAAAUUAUGGUGUCGCAAUCGUGUCUCGUAGUGAUCGUACGAGUCUUCCAGAUUUAACGUGUCCUUUUUCGAACGCAACAGUUUGCCGAUCGAAUCUUUAUGGAUAACUGUGCUCUAUCACACUACGCUACCAGUGCAUAUUACUUGUUGCAACUUGGUUGUAACUUGUAACCGUUCCACGUGCGCAUUUUAGGUUGAUAACGUUUCUCUCUCGCGUUGAUCUUCGGCAAGCAGAUCGUUGACGCGAUGGCAGAUACGUUGCACAAAGAUGGAUAUGAAAUGUCCAGUAUAGCGAUGCGUGGAGGAGGUGGUAACAUGGGAACCGAUAGCGAUAUGAAGCUGGAACCAUCUAGUCCUACAGAAAAGUACACAUUCUCUCGUUGCAGUAGUACCGGUUCGGUAAACACUCCAUCUUCGUCUGCUCAUAACACGGAAGACGAAGACAGCGACAACAAAAAUUCGACUAUAAGCUAUAAGGAACGCAGGAGGGAAGCGCAUACUCAAGCCGAACAGAAACGGAGAGACGCGAUUAAAAAAGGAUACGAUUCUCUCCAGGAUUUGGUUCCCACUUGUCAGCAUACCGAUUCGUCGGGUUACAAAUUAUCUAAGGCUACCGUGCUUCAAAAGUCCAUCGAUUAUAUACAGUUUCUGUUGCAACAAAAGAAGAAACAAGAGGAAGAACGUAACGCUUUAAGAAAAGAAGUUGUCGCCUUGCGUAUUAUGCAAACUAAUUACGAACAGAUCGUUAAAUCGCAUCAGACCCAACCAGGACACGCGGAAAUGCGUAUAUCCGACGAAACUAAAUUUCAAGUGUUCCAGGCAAUUAUGGAUCGUUUGUUUCAAACUUUUAAUAACAUUUCUGUAGCAAAUUUUGCAGAGUUAUCAGGAUGUGUGUUCAGUUGGUUGGAGGAGCAUUGUAAACCUCAGACUUUAAGGGAAGUGGUACUGUCGGUACUCCAGCAGCUUAACAGUCAAAUCAGCUAGUCGAGUAUAUUAUAAUAGAGUUCAUGGUUGCACAAUAUAACAUCUAUAAAAACGAUUUGCUGGUACUUAGUUCAGUAACUGGUAGAGUUACCAAAAAAGAUGGGAACAUGUGUGUUUUAUGCAAUACGGGUAGCAUAAUAAGUGCACAAGAAAUAUACAUAGAAAUUUAUUUUAUAUAUUAAUAUAGUUGUAGAUAUAGCCAUGGACCGUGGCACAGAAUUUCCUCAUGCCGUUGUUGGCGAUCGGACGAUGUUAAAUAUUUUUACCAGAGAUUUUUUAUUACAUCAAUUUUGUCACAUAUGUGUAUACAUAUGUGUGUAUGAAUGUAACCGACUAUGUACAUAAUACGAAUUAAUCUGCAAUAUAGCAGCUUGGAAUAAACGUCAGACUGUUUUGGUUUACAUUCCAUAUUUCACAGUCAUCGAUUACGAGACUCAAAAUUCUUCGGUAUCGUUUGUUUCAUUUCUAAUUCGUUCUUCCGCAGUUAUUGUCAAUUCUUUUUGCCAAACAAAUUUGACAAUUUUGCGUGUUUCAAUUCCUUCUCGUUAAACUUUGUCAGACUCUGUAGGCAUACUUUCUCCUUGAGUAAUAUCAUUCAAAAGUAUUGCAUCCAUUUUGGGUCUGUUAGGGUCAUCACGUUCUUGACGAGGAUUCUGGACACGUCUUCUCUUUGUCCUGUCUUCCUGUCUGCAGCAUAAGUCCCGAAAGAUACAAGCAUAACAGGCCAGCAGUGCGCUUAUCAUCAUUAAACCUCCAAUCGCGAGAACGACUACCAAAAAUAUUGAUAUUUCGUCACUCAUGUUCAAACUGUCUGAAAAAGUCAUCGCAUCUAUAUCUUGGGACAUACGAAUGUAUCAACGAUAGCGUAUGUAUGUACUUUUAUUAAUUUCAAUCGAUUAGGAAUUCUAUUAUUCGUCAUUGUUCCGUUUCCUUAGUUUCGAUAUUUGUAUUACAUCGUGUCCUUUCGCAACGGAAACAACCAAAGCCUUUUGCACGAAGGAAUAAGUUUAAUUUAGAGUACUCACUGUUAAAUAUUUUCUGAAAAGAAUGGACCGAUGUAAAUGUCAAAACUUAAGUCAGGAUUAGAAUUCGAAAUGAUCUGAAAUUUAAGCUUUAAGAAUAUUUAAUAUAAAAAGAGAAGAAUGCUUGUUACGUUGUAAAUAUUUUAUAUAUUUUAUGAAUCGAAUAAAGCCCGAGUUCAUCUAAUGCGAAA